Messenger RNA from Phytophthora sojae, 2535 nucleotides. RefSeq lists its product as hypothetical. Lineage: Eukaryota; Oomycota; Peronosporomycetes; Peronosporales; Peronosporaceae. The record is from RefSeq and is a predicted model, not a curated record. The coding region runs from base 1 to 2535 and encodes 844 amino acids. The transcript has a single exon.
AUGGCCGAGGCCACCGCAGCGGCGUCGAUCCUGAGCGCCAACCAGUUCAAGCUGCUGUACCUCAUCAGCCUCUACGCCGUGGCGUCCAACUCGACCCGACAGAACGAGCGCUGGAUCCGACACGUCCCGCUGCUGGUGCUCAUGUUCGAGGGCAUCCUGUGCGACGCCUUCGACUUUGACUACGCGCCGGCGUCCAUGCGCUUGUCCUUCAAGGGCAAGACGCUGCGACGCUGGAUCAACUUCUCUCGGGAGGGCAAGGCAGCGAUCGACGAUCUCUGGGCCCUGCGGCUCAUCAACGGACUCAAACUCUCAAGCGACGACUUCCAGCCCAUUACAGCGUACCAGGUCUCCAUUAAGGGUCAAUUGGCGUUGCGGCUGCUGCCUCGGUACUUCCAGGAGACCGUGGACGCCUUCCUGUAUCCACCGGCGCCGCUGGAACGGCGGCUGCUUGUUGUACGGUAUGAUGGUCAGCAUUUUGUCCUGCGGUCAGGGGGCUACAGCAAGCCCAGCAGUAUCACGGAGAGCGAUGAUGUGUCGUAUGUAUCGAGUCCGUUCCUGCCGCGAUGUCUGCGCUCGCGAUCCGGCGGGUAUUACAAAGUCCAGGAGCGCAGCAACGCCGAUAGAGCCCAAGAGUGCGCGUUAGGGGCGACUAGCAUCACCAAGAAGACGUCGGAGGCCGUCACGUUGGGAGACGUGUACGCGCUCAUCGGCGAGUGGGUGCCCUUCGGCACCAACCAGAUCGUGGCGUUAAACGAGCGCAUGGGCGUGCUCGACCGAUGUCAGGGUGGAAUCCUCACCAGUUGUGUAGAUAGCAACCCCACCGACGCGCAGUUCCGAGUGCCCGUGGGUCAAACUCAAGUGCGAGUGCUGGACUACGACUUCGUGCGCUUCACGAACUUUGAGGCUGAAAGUCACUUCCCAGAGACGCCCGGGAUCGUACAGGUCGAGAACUUCGGGAUGCACCUCAACAGCGACGGCUCGCUCAUCUACGGCAUCAAAGUGGAGGCGGUCAUGGACCGGUUGGGCGACGACGUGGCUAUCGACCACCUGUCUCGACUGCUGGUAGACGUACACCAGGACUCCUCCAUGCUCGUCAACGACCUGCUUUCAAGGUACCAACUCAGUCUGCUGGAGAUGCUCUAUCUGGGGGACUCCUUCCAGCGGAACAAGUACAAUUGCAUCCUCAGCAAGCAGAUUCAUCCGAAACUUCCAGCUCAAGCGUAUGUAAGUGACCCAAGGUAUGCCAACGAGCUGGCUCAAGUGCUCGGGGAUAUCCAUACAAGCCACGAUUUAACCCCUGACGAUGUCCUGGUAGUGGGGAAGGCUGGGUGCCUAUUCUCCGGGCCCAAUGUGUUCCGAUACGAGCAUGUUUUCACGGCGUAUGUGGGUUUGGUAUGUCGAGACAUCUUCAUCAAGAACUUCUUCGCGCGAACUUUCGUGCUGGAUGCGACGCUGAAGGAAAUCCGCCAGCUAAUCCACAAGGUACAUCGAGAACCCGCGACGGUCCUCCAAGUGCGUGAGAAACUCUCUGCAGUAUCGAAAGACACGAUUCUGCUGGCCGAGACGCUCGAGUAUCUCUUAGACUCGCUGGAAAACGUCGAGCUCUCGCCUGCCGGCUCCUGGGGCGACCGAGAUGAUUUAGACGAGAGCGGGGACGACUCAGUCGACAGCGUCAGGAGGAGGACAUUCGGAGGACCCGAGUCGGACGUGGACUCACGGUUGUUCCAAGUGCUGGCACUGCCACAGCUGAAGGCGCAGACCAUCAUGCGGUGCCACGACUCCAUCAAGUUAAUGGAGAACACAAUGCUACAGCUCGAGCAGCUACAGAUGAUCGCCGAGUCCACCGCAACGAAUCUGCUUGAAGUGGCGUGCUCGCGUGUGAAUCUUAAUACUCAAGCUCUGAUGAAGGCCAUGGCUAUGCAGACGCGCAUGUGCAUCACGUUGAACGCCAUGCAAUACUUUGUCGGUGGAAUGUUUGUGUUUGACGUGAUUGACCGACUGACUGGAGGCACGUGGAAUGGGCAUGUCCCCAAGUGGGCGAUGGACUCCAUCAUAGAUCCGAUACUGCACCACCCGCUGCUCUGGUGGGCGAUCAACCUGCUCAUACUUGCGGCUUUCGUGACGGGACUCGCACUACUAUCAGCGUGGACUGUGCGGUGCUCGCUCGGGUGGUGUGAGGCGUCUUUCGAGGUGAAUCGCAGGAUCGCGCUCGACAAACUCGACACCUUCCUGGCAGCGCGGAACGUACAGAGUAGUUUCGCUCUACGAAAGGUGGCUACAGCACCAGGGAGGAAGGCCAACCGGUUUCGGAUGAUAAAGUGGACGGAGACCGAUUCUACCCUCUGGGGUGGCGUUCUACCCGAAGUUGAGCUCACUUUUGACGACCGACACGGAUUUCUGUUGUUUGUACUGCUGCGCUUCGACGGCAAGCGCUACCCGCACAUGCUAGAGGACGAGUGCUACCAAAAGUUCCUGGAGAUCUUCACACGCGCGGAGAUUUUUCGAGAAGACCCGCUCCGGUGGAGAGAGGAGUAG